Molecule: messenger RNA, 369 nt
Organism: Arabidopsis thaliana (thale cress)
Lineage: Eukaryota; Viridiplantae; Streptophyta; Magnoliopsida; Brassicales; Brassicaceae
Product: paired amphipathic helix Sin3-like protein
Exons: 3
Coding region: 1-369 (122 amino acids)
Biological process (GO): regulation of DNA-templated transcription; negative regulation of DNA-templated transcription
Cellular component (GO): nucleus
Molecular function (GO): transcription corepressor activity
Source: RefSeq, marked reviewed
AUGAAGCGGAUUGGAGAUAAAGAAAUCGACGGUUCUGGGUCUCAAAAUCAACAUCCAGUGGGCUCCCCUCGAAACGAAUUACAAGGGCAAUCUCCAAAACCUGGAAACGGUAACACCAAAGAUGCUUUGACAACCGAUGAUGCUUUGGCCUACUUAAAGGAAAUAAAGGACGUGUUUCAUGAUCAAAAGUACAAAUACCAUCUGUUUCUCGAGAUUAUGAGCGACUUCAAGGCACAAAGGACCGAUACUUCUGUCGUGAUUGCACGAGUCAAAGACCUGUUAAAGGGACAUAACCAUUUAAUUCUCGUAUUUAACAAAUUCUUGCCACAUGGGUUUGAAAUUACUCUUGACGAUGAGGAUGAGGAUUAA